This is a messenger RNA of Dioscorea cayenensis subsp. rotundata (Guinea yam), 1725 nucleotides long. RefSeq names its product U-box domain-containing protein 27-like. The record is from RefSeq and is a predicted model, not a curated record. Gene Ontology annotation, molecular function: ubiquitin protein ligase activity. Bases 500 to 1714 code for a protein of 404 amino acids. Gene Ontology annotation, biological process: protein ubiquitination. The transcript has a single exon. NCBI's taxonomy places the organism in Eukaryota, Viridiplantae, Streptophyta, Magnoliopsida, Dioscoreales, Dioscoreaceae.
UAGGCCAAAACACAAUCUUCAACAAUGCAAGAUAAACAAAGAUAAAGAACUAAAACAGGCACAACAAUUAAAGGAAACAGCUUAAAAACUCAGCAUAAAAAAACAAAAAUAAAUAGAAAAGAAAGGUCUGAAACCACUGACCAAAAAAACCAAAGCAGUGGAGUCUCCUCUAGCCCGGAUCGUCUGUCUGGUCCCACCUCACGCCCUUCUAUUCCGCGGGUCCAACACGGCGCAAUCCAAUAAACACCACCACCUAAACUCACCCAAAAAUCUCACCACCACUAAGUACUACACCAGUGAGUCAAAUUCCAAAGUCCCAAAACAUAUAGACAAAACAAAGAGAAAGAGAUUGCCCACCUCCUUUGGUUCGUAGACCUUUGACCGUUGACCAGAACGCUCUUCAUAAGCUCUUCACGACCCACAUCCUCGUCUCUCCCUCGAAAUCGAAGAAGAAGCAGCCAUUGAAGAGCUCGAAGAAGGAGAAGCCAUUAACGAGGAGAUGGGAAGGAAGAUAGAGGGCUUGGAGGUGAAGGUGCCAAGCUAUUUCCGAUGCCCAAUCUCUCUUGAGGUGAUGCGAUCGCCGGUGAGCCUCUGUACCGGCGUCACUUACGAUCGCACCUCCAUCCAACGCUGGCUUGACUCCGGGAACACCACCUGCCCUGCCACCAUGCUCCCUCUCCCUUCAACUGAUCUCGUCCCCAAUCUCACACUUCGCCGUCUCAUCUCCCUCUGGUCCCUCCCUGACGACCGCUCCAAGACCUCCCCAACCGACCUUGCCUCCGCCGGUCGCCUCCCUGAGCUCAUCGCCUUCCUCUCCGACCCGGAUCGGGAUGAGUUUGAUAAGAACUCGCUCGCUACCUCCCCUUCCUUCUCACCGGCCAUUUCUUCCCUCCUUGGCUCCGACGCCAAUGAUGAUGCCGUCCGAGUCCUCGCGCUGGUCCUCAACGCGGAUUUCAUCGAGGACGGAGCCAAGCGGGCCUUGAUCAGCGCCCUCUCCGCCGAUCUAAACCGAUCCACCACCGGUCUUCUCGAGUCGAUGAGGAGAUCGGAGCCGGAGAUGCGGGUGGAUGCAGCUAGGGUUCUGGAUGCGAUCCUCAACUCCGGUCUUUGCGACAAAGACUCCAGAUCUCGCGUUGCUGACAACUCCGACCUCCUCCGUGAACUGAUCCGGCUGAUCGGGCCGGCGGAGGACGGGUCCAUCGAUCGAGAUUCCACCGGAGCGGGGCUAUCCUGUCUGCUGGCCUUAUCGUCGGUGAAGCGAGCAAGAGCGCGAAUGGUGGAAGAAGGGUUGGUACCCGCGCUAGCUCGAGCACUAACCGAGAAAUCGUCCACAGUGCCGGCACCGACGGCAGAGAAGGCUCUGAAGCUGAUGGAGGCGGCGUCAAGCUGCGCCGAGGGCCGGGCAGCGAUAUGCGCCGGAGCAGCGGAGGCGGUGGUGGCGGUUGUGAACCGAAUGAUGAAGGCCGGAAAAGAGGGGGCGGAAUCGGCGGUGAUUGUGCUGUGGACCUUGUGCCAUUUGUACCGAGAUCGGAAAGCUCAAGAGGCCGUCGCCGGUGCCAAUGGCGUGCUAACGAAGAUCCUCCUACUGAUGCAAGGCGAUUGCUCGCCGGCGAUGAGGCAGAUGUCCGGCGAUCUCUUGAGGAUCUUCAGAGUGAACUCGAAGAGCUGUCUCUCCGGCUACGAUACCAAGACCACGCACAUCAUGCCUUUCUGAUCAUCAUCUUU